Phyllostomus discolor (pale spear-nosed bat) is the source of this 727-nucleotide messenger RNA. RefSeq names its product peptidoglycan recognition protein 1 (gene PGLYRP1). Bases 73 to 660 code for a protein of 195 amino acids. The record is from RefSeq and is a predicted model, not a curated record. The transcript is spliced from 3 exons. Lineage: Eukaryota; Metazoa; Chordata; Mammalia; Chiroptera; Phyllostomidae. Gene Ontology annotation, molecular function: peptidoglycan immune receptor activity; N-acetylmuramoyl-L-alanine amidase activity; peptidoglycan binding. Gene Ontology annotation, biological process: defense response to Gram-positive bacterium; detection of bacterium; innate immune response.
CCCUUAGGCCCCAGCAUAUAAAGGCAGCUGAGGAGCCCCACGCUCCUCGCCAACGCUGCGCGCCUGCCCACCAUGUCCUGGCUCGGCGCGCCGCUCGCCUGGGCCCUCCUCGCCCUCCUUGGACUCGCAGUGGCGAAAGAAGAAAACCAGAUGGAGACGUGCUGCGGUCCCAUUGUGCCUCGGAGAGAGUGGAACGCCCUGCCUUCCCGGUGCACGAAGAAACUGAGCCUGCCGGUGAAUUACGUGGUGGUGUCGCACACGGCGGGCAGCCACUGUGACACCCCAGCGUUGUGCCGGCAGCAGGCCCAGAACGUGCAGCACUACCACGCGCAGACACUGGACUGGUGCGAUGUGGCCUACAACUUCCUGAUCGGAGAAGAUGGGCUUGUGUAUGAGGGCCGGGGCUGGGACCUCAUGGGUGACCACGCAAGUCUCUGGAACAACAAAGCCAUCGGCAUCACCUUUAUGGGCAACUUCAUGGAGCGGUCACCUGCGCCCCGGGCCCUCCGGGCAGCCAGGAGUCUGUUAGCUUGUGGAGUGGCUCUGAACGCUCUGACCCCUGACUACGAGCUCAAAGGGCACCGAGAUGUGCAGCAGACCCUGUCUCCAGGCGAUCGGCUCUACGACAUCAUCCGCGAGUGGCCGCACUACAGGUUGUGAGGCCCUCUCUCCACCCACAGUCGGAAUCCCACAGCCUCCCCCACCCAAUAAAGGUGCCGCUCAAACU